Corythoichthys intestinalis (scribbled pipefish) is the source of this 1064-nucleotide messenger RNA. RefSeq names its product prothymosin alpha b (gene ptmab). The coding region runs from base 124 to 450 and encodes 108 amino acids. The transcript has 5 exons. NCBI's taxonomy places the organism in Eukaryota, Metazoa, Chordata, Actinopteri, Syngnathiformes, Syngnathidae. Gene Ontology annotation, molecular function: histone binding. Gene Ontology annotation, cellular component: nucleus. Gene Ontology annotation, biological process: positive regulation of transcription by RNA polymerase II; negative regulation of apoptotic process. The record is from RefSeq and is a predicted model, not a curated record.
AAGCACUCGGCUUCCAGUUCGCUCGGCCAUCGGCACAAUAACACACUGAACGAACGCCAUCAGUCAGGAGUUCUUUCGUCCUUCUUUCUGUUCCAACCUCCUUUAUUUUAGUCACCCGAAACAAUGGCAGACGCCAAAGUGGACUCGGUCUCGGAAAUGUCAGCCAAGGAACUGAAGGAUAAGAAGUUGGCGGAGGAGAAAGAAAAUGGCAAAGAUGCCGCCACCAAUGGAAAGGAGAACGAGGAGAACGGCGAGCCAGAGAUCGACGACGAGGAAGACGAUGAGGUGGACGAAGAGGACGAGGAAGACGACGUAGAUGGUGACGAGGAAGAUGAGGAGGACGACGAAGACGAGCUGGAGGGCGGCACAAAAAGGGCAGCUGAAGACGACGAAGACGAUGACGAGGACGACGUGGAGACCAAGAAGCAGAAAACCGACGAUGACGAUUGAUGCGGCGGCGGUGGCGUCCCGCCCGGGCCGCUUCCUGUCGUUCAUCUUUUCAGGGGGGGAGGGGGGAGGGUCGCUCAUCCAAACGAAAAACGGAUCCAAACAAAAGGCAAAACAUGGUCAUUGGCGAGCAGAGUUCAACGAGGAAGCCCACCCACGUCCGCCAUCCUCACGCACAAUUCGGGCCUCAACGACAACAGCGGGGAAUUAGUUUGUAUUUUUAUUUACAUUUUCUAUUUUUGUACAUAUUGUUGGCAAAAACGGGGGGGGCAGCAAACGGGCGCUUGGUUCAUCUCCCCCAUUCAUCUUUGACCGCGUAAUCAGAAAAACCGUCUUCAGCCGUUCAACUCAGAGCAUUCCAGUAAAUUUAAUGUAUGUACUUUAGCUGUACCAUAAAGGAUUUUUUUUCUUUUUUCUUUUUUCUUUUUUUUUUUUUUUUUUUUUUUUUUUUUUUUUUUUUUUUUUUUUUUGCUUUGGUUGUUUGUAUGGAGGGAGGCCAAAGAAAAGGAGUCUUUCUUUUCCCCCCCCUCUUUUGGUUGCUUUCUGGCCGCCUGUUUUGAUGUAUGUGCGAAGUUUGUUGUUUGACAAUAAACCGGACUUUUAUUUUGUGACUUCUA